CAUCUAUGCGCUGUCACUGCCAACACAAGCCACCAUCACCCUCUCCCUAGAUUUUCCUAAUCUCACGCCCCGUUCACCCUCACCCUCACCGUCAAACUCUAUAUAAGGAUAACCACCUCCCCCGAAACGCCACUCUUUCUUUCUAGGGUUUUCCCUUUCAAAUCUCUCCCUCUCUCUUCCUCUCUCUAUGCCGAGUGAGUCGUUAUAGAAAGGCGACGCGUUCCUUGGUUAAUCAUUUUGAUUUUACUUUUCUCAUAUUAACCUAUCUCUUAUGCAUCUGAAUCUGAGUGUUUUUUAACUUUCAUUCUGGAUUUAAUAUGAAGCGAGCAAGGAAAUCCAACCGGGUUUCGUGGGCCACUGGAGGGAACCUGUGUCAGGUGAAAUUGUUUUUGUCUGACGAUUUCCCCUCAAAAGUAGGCCAACAUUCGCAAGAUCAUCUUCAAAUAAAGACAUCGAUGCUAAAUUCAAAUUCCGCCAUUAUUGAUCCUACCGAUUUGCCCCCUGGGUUUGAAAGCAGUCAUUUCCUAAAACAAACAAGGGUUGAUUUGUCCUGCAUUUCCCAGAUAAAAUGGGAAUGUCCUCUGCCGUUUAUUGUCAAUCCUGAUUGGCGUGUUGUAGCGGGCGAAGAAAGUAGGGAGAAAGAAAAUCAGAAAGCGAGAGAAAAUAGGGUGCUUGAAGCUGUUUAUCCCCGUCUUUCAGCCAUUCCUCCUAGUCCUUCUGUCUCUUUGGAAGUAGAAGAGGAAGAUUAUGAUGAUGACGUUACUCCCCUCAUCCCUAUCAUUCCCAUUGAAGAGGAAGAACCUAUGGAUAUUUUACCCGAAGUGGCAGUAGCUGGGAACCCUUUCCCCAAUGUGCAGCCGAAUAACCCUCUGCAACAUAUAUCUGCUGAAACUUCCAUUCGUUCACCCUCAAACGCCUUUUAUACUGAUUCCUCGGAUCCCUGUUCAGGGAUCCCCUUGGGUGGGGGGGUAUCUUUCGGUAUGGAAGCUGAUUUGGCAGCUUCUGUUGUUGCAACCAUUAUGAGGAGUUCUGAGCAGGGAUCCCCGAUUGAUAUGGAUUUACUGGUUAAAAUAUUUAAUGAUCCCAAAAUGCUCGACAAGUUGAUUAAUGAACAUAGAACUGCAGCAACCACCACAAGUGCUUCCACAAGUACUGUGGACACCACUCCUGGUGUUAAGCCUGACACUCCAGUUCUGUUGUCUACAUCUGAUGUGAAAGCUUCGGGGGCUACACCUACAAGUGCAGUGGGUUCAUUGCCUUUUGGUCUGAAAACUACAUAUCCAUCAGUUCCAGUAUUGAGUCCAACACCUGACAAGCCAUCCACUCUGUCAGUGCCUGCAGUUCCAUCAGUCUCACUGUUCUCUCCGGCUCAUGAUAAUCCAGUUACUGCAUCAGUUCCAUUGUCUAGGCCUUUAUCUGGUAAGCCAGGAACACCCUCAGUUUCAUUGCUCACAAAUACACCUGCAUCUCAUAUACCCAGGUCUGUUAGCAAACAAAUUCACCAUGUGUCAAGUGGUAUUUCCCCUGCAUUAAAUACUCAGCCUCACCAAGAUACAGCUCUGGCAUCUGGGCCAAAGCGAGUCGCUGCAAUGGGCGGUGAAUUAAGCACUGGUCCAGUGCCAUCUCUUACCAGGAACUUGCAUGCUGUUGUGAAUCCGGUGCAAUCCCCUGCCAGUACGUUGCCUUAUAAACUAAGCACAGGUUCAUCAGCAUUUGCUGUAAAGGAUGCCAACUACUAUAAAAACCUCAUCAGGCAACAUGGGGCAGAUAAGCAAGAUAUGCAGGACUCACACAUAGGUUGGGGAGAAUUGUUCAGUCCCAGUCAAGUGGUGGCCAUCCGUGGAGUUCUUUGGCGGAUGCCGCCUAGCCAUGAAUAAUUAAUUCACUGCAUAAUAAGAAAUCAUAAAAUACAUAUAAAAUAAUAUCAAGAUUUUAACUCGACAAAGAUUAAAUAAUAUAAUGACCAAAUAAUAAAAAGCUUAAGCACGACUAAUAUGAUCUGCUAAUGCUUUUGAAAGAUGCUUCACAGACCGCAUUAAAAUUUACGCAUAUAGUAGUUGAUUCAAUGACAAAUCCGUGGUUAAAAUGUGGUCGGUUUUAGGCUCAUUUCGAAUUAUUUUAACUGUUUGCAUUCAUAUAAUAAAUAACAAAUAAUUAUCUAAUCUGUCUUCAGCUAUACAAAUAAUGUAUAAUACAAAAUUGUUGGCUCAGAUGACUUUUCACGUAAAUGGUUCUUGCAGUCAACUGAUAUUUUAUGCUACGAUCUUUAGAAAGUUUUUGAUAGUUUUUAAAUCAUAAUUAUAUAAAUCAAAAUGAAUUUUCUACGAUUAUAAGAUGUCAAAUAGAAAAAGUCAAACACAGCAGAUACAUUAAAUCUUACUUUACCUAUUUGUUAUAAUAGGUUGUCAGGGUUAUAAAAGUAAAAGGGUUAUGGACUAGAAUUCUUCGUCUAAAAAAAGUUAAUGUUAUUACUAAUCAAUAUUUACCUACAAAAAGAUGUACUUAUGAGUAAACAUGUGAAUAUUAAAGUUUCGGCCUCAUGUUUCGUAAAAUUAUUGGUGUUUCUGGUAAUAUUAGUUGACAUUUUAAAAGUUAUUUUACUUAUCUAAAUUACUGAUGGGUAGAGAUUAAUUGGUGAAAAAAAUAGAUGGAUAGGAUGAAUUCCAUUUUUUUUAUUGUAAUAGAUAACAUAAAAAAGUUAUUUUAUUUUUUUAAAUAUUUAAUCCAAGUAUAUCCAUUUAAUAAAAUUUCACUUUAUUUACUCACGAUUUUUUCGUGGAUAGGGUAGACAUUUCAUUAACUUAAAAAUAUAUCUAAUUAUAUUUCCGAAGAAGGUUAAAAACAAAUUUAAAGGUAUGUGUUGGAAAUUUUAAAAAACUUAAAUUAAAGAUGUAUAGAUAUUUCCUUAAUGACAGAAAAUAAAGA
Molecule: messenger RNA, 2925 nt
Organism: Vigna angularis (adzuki bean)
Lineage: Eukaryota; Viridiplantae; Streptophyta; Magnoliopsida; Fabales; Fabaceae
Product: zinc finger CCCH domain-containing protein 6
Exons: 5
Coding region: 318-1877 (519 amino acids)
Molecular function (GO): metal ion binding
Source: RefSeq, a predicted model, not a curated record